AUGCGGAGCGCGGCGCUCCUCGCUCGCGCGCACCCGCGCGUCCACGCCCAGGCGUCGUCCACGUCCACGAAAACGAAACCCGCGCCGGCGAAGACGCUCUCGCGCGCCAGCAUGAAGACCGUCCCGCUUCACGUCGGGUUCGUCGGCACCGGCCUCAUCGGCGGCGUCGCGGUCAAGCAGGUCGCGAGCCGCGCGGGGACGCUGCUCGAGCAGACCGGCCUCGACCUCAAGCUCGCGGGCGCGACGGACAGCAAGAGCAUGAUCCUCGCGUCAGAUCCCGCCGCGGGGCUCGCGAACGACGCGGUGACCGGCGGCGCGGACGGCGCGGUCGCGGACUGGAACGCGGAGGCGCUGAGCGGCGAGAUAUCGCCGUGCGACUUGGACGCGUUCGCGGCGGCGCUGCGGGAGCGCGCGGAGGCGACGGGCGCGCACGCGGUCAUCGUGGACAACACGUCGUCGGAGGCGGUGGCGGACCGGUACGAGGGCUGGCUCGCGAGCGGCGUGCACGUCGUGACGCCCAACAAAAAAGCCAACAGCGGCGAUUUAAAACGCUUCAAGGCGAUACGAACCGCCGCGACGUCGUCCGGCGCGAAGUGGCUGUGCGAGGGCACGAUCGGCGCCGGGCUGCCCAUCGUCAGCACGCUCCGAACGCUCCGCGCGUCGGGCGACGAGAUUCGAUCCGUCCAGGGCGUCUUCUCGGGGACGAUGUCGUUCCUGUUCAACACCUGGGACCCCGCCGGCGGCCAGCCGUUCAGCGAGGUCGUGCUCGCCGCGAAGGCCGCGGGGUUCACGGAGCCGGACCCGAGGGACGACCUCAACGGGAUGGACGUCGCGAGGAAAGUCGUCAUCGCCGCGCGGGAGAGCGGCGUCGACUUGGAGCUCGCCGACGUGACCACGCGGUCGCUCGUCCCUCCCUCGCUCGAGUCGUGCGACGCCGCGGAGUACGUGUCGAGGAUGGCGGAGUUCGACGGCGACAUCGCGAAGGAGGCUGCGGACGCGGCGAGCCGCGGGAACGUGCUUCGGUUCGUCGGGAAGGUUGACGUGGAGAAGGGCGUCGGGAGCGUCGAGCUCGGCGAGUUUCCGAAGACGCAUCCGUUCGCGGGGCUCCAGGGCGCGGACAACGUGGUGGAGAUUCAGUCCUCGAGGUACAGCGCCGUGGGCGGGAGCACGCCGCUGAUCGUGCGCGGGCCGGGCGCGGGCGCGGCGGUGACCGCGGGAGGGGUGUUCGGCGAUCUGUGUAAGCUCGGCGCGCAGCUCGGCGCGUCCGUGCUCAUCUGAUGAGGGAUGGACGGACGACGCCGCGAAGAGACGUGGAAACCCCUAAACCCCGCCCGCCGCGACGGGAAAAAAAAAACUCGACGACCGAGACGACGACGACGACGACGGAGGAACGAGCGCGACCGCGCCCGCGGGCGAGCGAAACAGCUUGCGCGCGUCGGCGAUGUAAAAAUAACGAAACCACCAACCGUCCACGUGUGC
Molecule: messenger RNA, 1479 nt
Organism: Micromonas pusilla CCMP1545
Lineage: Eukaryota; Viridiplantae; Chlorophyta; Mamiellophyceae; Mamiellales; Mamiellaceae
Exons: 7
Coding region: 1-1278 (425 amino acids)
Biological process (GO): aspartate family amino acid biosynthetic process; L-homoserine biosynthetic process
Molecular function (GO): NADP binding; homoserine dehydrogenase activity; aspartate kinase activity
Source: RefSeq, a predicted model, not a curated record